UCCCUCUGCAGCCUCCAAGUGUAUCAUCAAGCUGCUUGCUAUACAUGCCAUGCUUUCGGACUAAUCGUCUCGCCUCAUCUGUCUGCUUCUCCAGUCCUCAUCCUGCAUCGUCUUCCUCUCAACAUCCCAUCUUCGCCAGAUGUCCUCCGCCAGUUCCGGCUCCUCCGACGAGGCUGACUCGAAUGGCAGACAUCCUCGAUAUAGCAGACAUGCCUCGCUCGUCUUGUACACAUUGUGGCCAGCUUUGGUGCAACACAGAAUACAAAAGCUUGGCGACAGUAUACAUGACUUCAUUGACAAGCGAUCACGCCAUCAACGAGUCUCGAGCCUGGACAGCGAGGAUGACCUCACCCCUCCCCAAUCAUACGCUGGCAGCCCGCGCGAACAUUGUUUCCCCCAGGAACCACCGAGAGUGUCGACAUGGAUAGAGAAUACAACGCAGAGUAGACCCUCGUCUUCCGGGAGCACAACCCCCACAUUUGUCGGAGAGCCUCUUCAGGAAGACACGGGAAGCGGAAUACAGUGGAGAUAUGCCAAACCUGGGUUCAGCUCGCUCAUUCUCGCGCAAUCAGAGGAUAUGGAGGCGUCGGUCCUGAAUCCGCUGUUCGCUCGUCGUCAGUACAUUAGUGGCGUGGCAUGCCUACUACACGGCCUGCCAACAGAUCUGAGUGAAGAGGAGGCGAUGAACCUGCGAGAGGCACUCCCAGCAGCGCUGAAACCCGUCCAAAGGAACGAUACUCAACUGGCAAUGCGUUCGGCUGCGACUCGCGAACAAGGCUGCACGCAGCAACCGCAUCAACAAACCACUUUACAGCACCUGGUGGCAGUUUGCACUAUGUACCUCUUCCUUGCUGCAUCAUUCGUUUUUCCAUAUGUGCAGCAAAUGCUCCGAGCAGCGUACCGGUUCGAUCGUCGACAUAAGAUCAGCGACAGAGUACUAUCUCACAGCAUAGAAACGGCAGAUGCGAUGAGAAGGAGCACGUUCACCAUGGCGGCUCAAGUAUGCUCCAUGAACGAUGGCAAGGUGGGUGAGCAGCUUAAGGACGUGAGCAUCUAUCUCGUCCAAGGCCUGAGUGGUGGUGUGUACGAUGGCAUUGGCGAAGGUAUGCAAGUCCUGGGACUCAGAACGAGCAGAGAGCAAUGACAUUUGUUUGCCUGCGGCAGCCAACUGCAUUCCAAGCGAUCUUAUACGUGUUUGCGUGGGCCAACGCAGAACAAAAAAGACCUCUGGCCUCUGGACCUUGGAUGCCAUUGACCGGCGGCAGUAUUUGGUUCCGAUCUGCACAAUCGCAGCGCCAUGCAGCGCCUUGUGCGAUUGCCAAAUAUGGCGCUUAGUGGACUGUCUGCAGCUCCCAGCCACUCAUGAAUUUUUAUCUCCAGUCUGGAUCUUACCUACGAGCAGUAAUCACUUGUUAUGACAUCUAGUUUCGGUUGUGAAUAUGGGGGAGCAUUUGAUAGCGAUUUUGAGCGAGCGAGCGAGCGGAGAACUUUUCAAUAAUGAUGUAUGUGCUGCUCUGGACAUUAUGAUGAAACACGAGGUCUCACUAUUGAGAAACGACAUGAAAUGGAAACCGAU
Messenger RNA from Sphaerulina musiva SO2202, 1576 nucleotides. RefSeq lists its product as uncharacterized. The transcript has a single exon. The record is from RefSeq and is a predicted model, not a curated record. Bases 140 to 1144 code for a protein of 334 amino acids. Lineage: Eukaryota; Fungi; Ascomycota; Dothideomycetes; Mycosphaerellales; Mycosphaerellaceae.